Molecule: messenger RNA, 2083 nt
Organism: Botrytis porri
Lineage: Eukaryota; Fungi; Ascomycota; Leotiomycetes; Helotiales; Sclerotiniaceae
Exons: 3
Coding region: 1-1674 (557 amino acids)
Source: RefSeq, a predicted model, not a curated record
AUGAGGGAUGAUCAAGAGGCUAAGUUGAAGCGAUGGGCCUUACAUAACCUGGGCAGGCCCCAGAAUGACUUUAUGGCCUAUAUGGUGGCCGAGACAGGUCUACAGCAAGAGCAGAUAAAUCAUUGGUGGGACAAUCACGAGAAUUUUCUUCUCAAUCUCCAAACUACUUCUAAAGAAGUAGGGCAGUCCUUUGAGAUUAACAAAAAUGGUUCUGGAAACCACAAUCUCGAGUGUGCAUACCCCAACAUGUCAGACUCGACACCCAUCCCAAUUGACAACAACGUGAUUGGCUUCGAAAUAGCCCCCAAUGAUGGCUCUUCUUCCGAACAACCACGGUAUGAUUCUUAUAGGCCCUUCUCGACACAUUCGAUGGAUUACCAACACUAUGCAAAUCGGUUCGGUCAGUCCCCGCAACAAGGUCCGGAUCACUCGGAUAGGAUGUCAUUCUCCGAUACCGAUUCAUUACCGUCGAUGCUAUCAGGCUAUGGGAGUAAUAGCGCUUCGAACAGAUCAUCCGGACGCACUUGUGGCACUACAUCGACGCUCUUCUCCGUAGACGAAACCCAGGAAACAGACCCAAAUAACGCAACCCCGAGCUCCCAGCACUAUCAUACCAUGCAGCCGAUGGAACUUGCUCCGGCUUCCGAAUCGCAAUACAAGUCAGUUGAUGGUCUCAGUGCAAGUCAGGAUACUACUCGAAACCACAUCUUGGAAUCUACACUCCAACCACCCACAAGCCUGCGACACGAUUCAAGCACAAAUCUUGAUUCCAAGAAACUACCAGAUAUACCUCAGAAUUUUACAAGAUAUGAUUGUACAAGAUGCGGUAUGAUAUUCGGACGCAAAGGUGCCAAAGGCGACUGGAAAAGACACGAAGAGACAAAGUGCCAGCAACAGAAAUCGUGGCACUGUAUGAUUGAAGAGUCCGCUGCUCAGAUGCUUGAUACUUGGUCUUGCACAUUAUGCAAACAUCCUAAUCGAAAUCGCAAUGAGAUGUGGUAUCAUCUCAUUCAGGAACACAACCUUGCAAAUUGCUUGGGUAAACCUUUGUGUGAAAGGAGUUCUCCUAGGAAGGACAAGUUAAGGGUUCAUUUGAAGCAGUAUCAUGCUUUGUCGGAAGAUUCAACUGCAUGGGAGGCGUGGUAUGAACAGUUGCCCGAAAGGAAGGCUUGGGGCUGUGGCUUCUGUGGUGAUUGUCUCUUAACUUGGGAUGCAAGAAUGGCCCACGUUUCCGAGCACUACCAAAAGCAAUGUCUUCAAAAACCACAAUGGUCAUUGACGAAUGAAAUCAAAGGCUUGCUGAAACAAUCCGGAAAUUGGGAUGUACUGACUCCUUGGAACACGAAAGUUGGUCACAAUGAGAAAUUUUAUUUAUGGUCAGACGAUGACGCUCUGGUUUUGCAGCGCAAAUUAGAGUAUCACGAGGGUACGCCACAGAGUCUGGUCGAAGAAGCAGCAAGAAUAGCUGCAAGAUAUUCUCACAACUCUGCACCCAAAGUCUGGCCUCUCCAUGAAUCUAAUGCAGUAAGACGAGCAGGAGAUUUGUUGACCAAGCCUCUGAGAAAGAGUCCUCCUAAAAGGCGUGGCGGCAUUUUCUAUCUGGAACCUUCUGUGGGACAUGGCAAGCGCGCAGAUUAUGGAACACGAGGAAAUAAUUACGGUGGAAUGAUUUAAUGGUCGGGGGGUCUGAAUGGUAUAAACGUACGCAAGAGCAAUAGUAUGUGGGAGCUGGCUAUCCACAUUCUAGAGUGUUUUUGAUUCAUCAAUCGAUGUCUGUAUGAAAACUCGAGUGUGUUUCAGGAACUCACGCCGGGGAAUGAGCGUGGCCUGGUGCUGAACGCUAGAGAGGAAUUCAUCAUUUGCUCGGAUAUUCAAUUAAUCUAGACAGUGAGAAGCAAUGGAGCCAAAAUAGAGAGAUUUCGGGCUGAAAAAGACUGUAACAUCGAAGUGGUAAUCGAAAGUCUCCUGAAAUCAGUUUUCCGGCGGGGUCCCUGGUGGACAACAAGAUUAGACAAGAAUUGUGGGAAUACAGCAUUGGAGUUAUUGAAUUAAGAUAGACUUAAAAGACGAAAAAAUACUUCAG